CACAUGCGUGAGGCUGCUGAACGGCGGCAGCAGCUGGAGUUGGAGCAUGAGCAAGCCCUGGCUGUCCUCAACGCUAAGCAGCAGGAGAUCGAGCUUCUGCAGAAGGCUCAGGUUGAAGCUAAGAAAGAGCACGAGGGAGCCGUGCAGCUGCUAGAGAGCGCCCUGGACAGCAUGCAGUGCAAGGUUCGCGAGCUGGAAGAGAAAUGCCGGACGCAGAGUGAGCAGUUCAGCCGGCUGUCCCGGGACCUGGAGAAGUUCCGGCAGCAGGCCGGGAAGAUUGACCUGCUGGGCAGUGGCUCGGUGGCCUCGCUGGACAUCCCCUUGGCCCCCAGCAAACCUUUCCCGCAGUUCAUGAAUGGACUAGCCACCUCCAUUGGCAAAGGUCACGAGAGUGCCCCUGGACACUACCCUGCGGUUGGUGACUAUUCCCCGCUCUCAGGGGGCAAGCCGGAGCUGCUGUCUGCCAACCCCACCUUCCUGUCGCCAUCAGGGAGCCCAAGAUGCAGAUUUGAGUCAGAUAUGGACAAUGAACAGAACUCCAACACCUCGAAGCAGAGAUACUCGGGCAAGGUCCACCUGUGUGUCGCCCGCUACAGUUAUAACCCCUUCGAUGGGCCGAAUGAAAACCCGGAGGCCGAGCUGCCCCUCACGGCGGGGAAGUACCUCUAUGUGUACGGGGACAUGGACGAGGACGGGUUCUACGAAGGGGAGCUCCUGGAUGGACAGAGGGGCCUGGUGCCCUCCAACUUCGUGGAUUUCAUCCAGGACAACGAGUCGCGGUUGGCAAGCACUCUGGGGACCGAGCAGGAUCAGAACUUCAUCAACCACUCGGGCCUCGGCCUGGGGAGCGAGAACAUCCUGGACCUCCACUCCCCGACUCGCACAGACCCGGGCAUUACUGAUGACGGCGGGGGGACGCUGGAUGUGAACAUCGAUGACAUUGGAGAAGACAUUGUGCCUUACCCUAGAAAAAUCACCCUUAUCAAACAGCUUGCCAAAAGUGUCAUUGUGGGCUGGGAGCCCCCAGCCGUGCCGCCGGGCUGGGGGACUGUGAGCAGCUACAAUGUCCUGGUGGACAAGGAGACGCGGGUGAGCCUAGCCCUGGGCAGCAGAACCAAGGCCCUCAUCGAGAAGCUCAACACGGCCGCCUGCACCUACCGCAUCUCCGUGCAGUGCGUCACGAGCAGGGGCAGCUCGGACGAGCUGCGGUGCACGCUGCUGGUGGGCAAGGACGUGGCCGUGGCCCCCUCCCACCUGCGCGUGGACAACAUUACGCAGAUCUCCGCCCGGCUCUCCUGGCUGCCCACCAACAGCAACUACAGCCACGUCAUCUUCCUUAACGAGGAGGAGUUCGACGUCGUCAAGGCCGCGCGGUACAAGUACCAGUUCCUCAACCUGAGGCCCAACAUGGCCUAUAAGGUGAAGGUCCUUGCCAAGCCCCACCAGAUGCCCUGGCAGCUGCCGCUGGAGCAGAGGGAGAAGAAGGAGGCCUUCGUGGAGUUCUCCACGCUGCCCGCAGGCCCUCCGGCACCUCCCCAAGAUGUCACUGUCCAAGCAGGGGCCAUGGCAUCCACCAUCCAGGUCUCCUGGAAGCCGCCGAUGCUGACCCCCACUGGACUGUCCAAUGGGGCGAACGUCACCGGCUAUGGCGUAUAUGCCAAGGGGCAGAGGGUGGCUGAGGUCAUCUUCCCAACGGCAGACAGCACCGCAGUGGAGCUUGUGCGCCUGCGGAGCUUGGAGGCCAAGGCCGUGACAGUGCGGACCCUCUCUGCCCAGGGCGAGUCCGUGGACUCUGUGUUUGCUGCCAUCCCCCUCGACCUCCUGGUGCCUCCAACCCCCCACCCGAGAGCUACGCCCCCACCGAAGCCAUUACUAAGUGCUCCCGACACCAAAGACAAGCCCCUGUGUCCCCACACCAAGGUGGAGGAGUCCUGGGAGCAGAGCCGCGCCCCCGCCCCGGUGCACGGGCACAUGCUGGAGCCGCCUGACCUGCAAGGCUCCGGCCCUGGGCGGAGGUCGCCUUCUCCCAGCCGCAUCCUCCCGCAGCCGCAGGGGGCCCCGGUGUCCACCACCGUUGCCAAGGCCAUGGCCCGUGAGGCUGCGCAGAGGGUGGCCGAGAGCAGCAGGCUAGAGAAAAGGAGCCUCCUCCCUGAGCGGAGCAGCCUGGGGCGCUGUGCCAGCUCCGACGAGGAGGACGGCUUCGCCUCCCCCGAGCUCAAGCGGAGAGGCGCCUCCGUGGACGACUUCCUCAAGGGCUCAGAGCUGGGCAAGCCGCCCCCUUGUUGCCAUGGAGACGAGUACCCCACGGAGAGCAGCCGGGGCUCCGACCUCUCGGACAUCAUGGAGGAGGAUGAGGAGGAGCUGUCCUCGGAGAUGCAGCUGGAGGACGGGGGCAGGAGGCGGCCCAGCGGCACCUCCCAUAAUGCGCUCAAGAUUCUAGGAAACCCAGCAUCUGCCGGACGUGUGGACAGGGCAGAUCAUGUGGGCAGGAGGUUUUCCCACGGUGGCACUGGUCCUCAGAGGCCCCGGCCGACGGUGGUCCCAUCUAUUGAUGAGUAUGCCGGGCGCGACCGCCUCUCUCCAGACUUCUACGAGGAGUCGGAGACGGACCCUGGAGCCGAGGAGCCCCCAGCCCGCAUCUUUGUGGCUCUGUUUGACUAUGACCCACUCACCAUGUCCCCGAACCCUGACGCUGCAGAGGAGGAACUUCCCUUCAAGGAAGGACAGAUCAUCAAGGUCUACGGAGACAAAGACGCAGAUGGCUUCUACCGCGGGGAGACCUGCGCCCGGCUCGGCCUCAUUCCCUGCAACAUGGUCUCCGAGAUCCAAGCUGAUGAUGAGGAGAUGACUGACCAGCUGCUAAGACAAGGCUUCCUGCCCUUGAGCACGCCUGUGGAGAAAAUAGAGAGAAGUAGAAGAAGCAGCAGGCAGCGCCCCGUGUCCACAAGAAGAGUGGUGGCUCUGUACGACUAUGACCCCCGUGAGAGCUCGCCCAACGUGGAUGUUGAGGCUGAACUUACGUUUUGCACGGGAGAUAUUAUCACUGUUUUUGGUGAAAUCGAUGAAGAUGGAUUUUAUUAUGGGGAGCUCAAUGGGCUGAAAGGCCUGGUGCCUUCCAACUUCCUGGAGGAAGUGCCUGAGGACGUGGAAGUCUACCUCUCCGACGCCCCGUCCCCCUACUCUCAAGACGCACCCCCGCGCUCCAAGGCCAAAAGGAAGAGCGUUCAUUUCACACCCUAAUCAGGCAUGUAGCCUUCACGUAAGUGAGCAGCCGGAGACACCUAGCGAGAUGCCGACUUAAGCUACCUAACGGACCAGUGCGGUAGACUUAAGCUUCACUGUGGCCUAGAGAGGAAAGAAAUAUGUCUCAAAAAACACUGGACCUAAAGUGCUAGCACAUCCCUCGGCCUCAGUUGUAAACAACUGAAUUUGUAGUGAAACCAAUCAGCUUUAAUGAUCAUUUCCUGCUAUUUUCAUUAAGAGCAUUUGAAAGGCCGACAUUGGGAACAUAUUUCUUACAAGCCAGUUGUCUGUUUACAUAGAAUUCCAACGUCUGCUCUUCCUCAAAGCUGCAUAUUGCAUUGUUAGCCACCCUUGGAAAAAGCACAAGCUACCCAGUACGUUUACCAUAGGAUUUUUCCUAAAAAUAAAACCAAAAACAAACACCUCUAGUUCAAGAUCAAGUAGAUGAGUGGUGAACACACAGGGGUGGUGCGGGCUCCGGCCUGAGUGCCAGAGACCACACCUCCACUGAGGAGCAAGCGUCGGCACAGACGCAGCCAGGCCUGGGUACCAAUGCAAUACCACGUUCCAGGGACGUGCAGCUCCGAGGGUUGCACUGGGGGCAGGAGACGCAACUUCAGGUGUGCUUUGGGAUGCAUCCCUAGGUGUUUCCACGAGGGCUAGACCUUGAUUCUGAAUCCAAGCAAGCUUGAAGCCCUUGGCUCCUGUCCUUUUCCUGCUGCACAGUGAGGCCCACUUAGUGGGGUCUGCUCUGGAGAGGUUGGGGAAGGAGUCAUGUAAUCCCAGGCAUGCACCCAGCCGCAGAAAGUCACAAGUCAAAGUUGCCACCUGGCACAUUGAAACAAAGCCCCGCCCUCCUAAGCAUGGUUGAUAAGCACCUGGAGUCUAUGGAAACACUCCACAGGCCACAUGCCGGUGACAGACGUGCAAUUAUGUGCGAACAACAGAAGCAUAAAUAAGGGCCUUUAAGCUUUCUUUGAUUGUAAUUAAGGUUCAUUUUAGUUUUUUUCCUUUCAACCAGUGUGCCAUCUCCAAUGUUUCUAUAGUAUCCUAACUAAUCCAAGAACGCACUCAACAGCAUCAGGGUUUUAUAUAACCAAGUAGUUUCCAAAUGCACCCAAACUGCCUGUAAGAACUUUUGCUUUUAAGACGACUGAUGGGUACUUGGCCAACUUUGCUAUCAAUCUCAUUUAAAGCACUUCCCUGCUUUUAGUCUGAAUUCGGUCAAUGUGACCCAGCUUUGUUUACCAAAGCGGUGGCCACCCUCUCCUAGUGCAGACACGGGAGGCUAACCACGCCAGACCUGUUAGGGUGCCCUGGGAGUGGGCGUGUGCCACUCAUUGCACAUGCAGACUGAAGGCAGCGCGGGAGCCGGGGCGGCGCGCGGUACCGAGUGAAUGGCUAUUGUUGGCGCUCACACACUCAAACUGUUACAAUGUACCUACUAGGUUCCUCCUGAGGGUUCAGGGCCAGCAAGGAGAGCUCCAUCCCCCACAGCCCAUCUCCAUACGGGGUCACCUACGUCAUCUAUG
Marmota flaviventris (yellow-bellied marmot) is the source of this 4775-nucleotide messenger RNA. RefSeq names its product RIMS binding protein 2 (gene Rimbp2). Gene Ontology annotation, molecular function: protein binding. The record is from RefSeq and is a predicted model, not a curated record. NCBI's taxonomy places the organism in Eukaryota, Metazoa, Chordata, Mammalia, Rodentia, Sciuridae. Gene Ontology annotation, biological process: neuromuscular synaptic transmission.